AUGCGCUUCUCUUCAACCUUGAUCGCUGCUGCGUCUCUCUCGCUGUUCAGCGUCAACAGUGUCCACGGAUACGGCAUCUUAGGCCAUACACUGACCGGUCAAGUCGCACAGCUCUUUUUGACACCCGAGACAGCACGACAGGUCAAGGAAAUUCUGUCGCCCUAUUAUGACGGUCUUCUCUCCAAGGCAGCACCAUGGCCCGACACUAUCAAGGGCCAAGCCAAAUAUCGAUGGGCUUCGGUUUUCCAUUAUGUCAAUACACCAGGAGACAACCCUCCAGAGAGCUGCAGGUUUGAGUAUGUGUACUCGGGGCACGAUGUCGUCAAUGGCCUCUUCAAUAUGACGUCGCAGCUUUUGCAGUACAAGCUUGCUGAGCCCACCACACCAGAAGACAAGUCGACCCGCGAAGAUGCGUUGCGGUUCUUUGUCCAUUUUAUGGGUGACGUUCACCAGCCCCUUCAUGCCUCUGGGAAGGAGCGCGGCGGUAAUAAUGCGCCUGCCAAGUGGGGCAGGGCCAGGACGAGUCUUCACCGCAUCUGGGAUGGACAGCUGAUCUUGAAAGACAUCAAGGACAGAUUCGACAACAACCCCAAGGCAUAUCUGGAUAACAUGGUCGACAUGACCAGCAAUGUCUGGCUGCCUGAAGCAAGCAACUGGACCUACUGCAACCCCGAGAAGAACCAAGGCGACAACCCAUGGUCCGAGUCCACCAAGUUGAUCACCAAACUGUGUCCAAUGGAGUGGGCGAGGGACAUGAACCAGCUGGAUUGCUCGUUUGUCUGGAAGGACUAUGACUCCCUGCGUGAUUACUCUGGCGAGUAUUUUGAGGGAGUCACCGGCGAGAAGAACAGCUACCUGGUGCAGAGGCUGAUUGCGAUGAGUGGUGUCCGCAUGGCAGCUAUCCUCAACGAGAUCUAUGACCCACCAGUCCCAUAUUCCAUGAACCCAUUGAGGGAGGAGCUCAAGGACGAGACCGUCGUACCAUUCAACCUGCGAAUCGUUAAGCAGAGAUAA
This is a messenger RNA of Linnemannia hyalina, 1014 nucleotides long. The record is from the annotation of a GenBank genome assembly. Lineage: Eukaryota; Fungi; Mortierellomycota; Mortierellomycetes; Mortierellales; Mortierellaceae.